Messenger RNA from Cololabis saira (Pacific saury), 2498 nucleotides. RefSeq names its product retinoic acid-induced protein 1-like. The transcript has 7 exons. The coding region runs from base 364 to 2340 and encodes 658 amino acids. Gene Ontology annotation, biological process: regulation of transcription by RNA polymerase II. Gene Ontology annotation, cellular component: nucleus. Lineage: Eukaryota; Metazoa; Chordata; Actinopteri; Beloniformes; Belonidae. The record is from RefSeq and is a predicted model, not a curated record.
CACGCCGCCAGUGACCCGGAGCAGCUUCAGCCGCACAGAGACGCUUAUCCGGGGGGAAUGACGGCCAGCCGCCCGGUCCCCGCCCCGGGCCGCCGCUGCUGCUGCUGUUAUUGUUGUUAUUAUAGUUUAUAGUAUAUAAACCAGCGGGCCUGGGGAGAAGCGCUGGCCACUAACGCCGCUGCGCAGGCGGCUCCAGUAGAGGAUAGGACCGGGGAACCAGCCGGGGAACCAGCCGGGGAACCAGCCGGGGAACCAGCCGGGGAGACCCGCUGGUGAGCCCCGCCGGAGGAGACCUCCACCCGGGGAGACCCAGCCGGGGAGACCCGUGGACCGGCCGCCCAGGACCGGGGGAACCAGCCGGUGAUGGACGUGUCCCCCCAGGACCCCCCCCUCAUGGCCAUGGACCUCUCCAAGAGCUACAGCCCUCGGACCUGCGGCCGGCCCGAGGCCGUGGACUUGGCCAAGAAGCCUGAGUGGUACCACCGCCGCCCGCCGGGCUGCAGCGCCGACGUGGGCUCGCCAUUCCGGCCGCGGGCGCUGCCCUCCUUCGGCCCGCUGGCCUCGCCGCCGGGGGGGCGCUGCCGGGACGUGGAGCACGGCGCCGAGUCCCUGGGGGACUACGUCAACUCGGCGGUGGACCUGUACCACGACGGCGUCCGCGGCGGCCUCUGGCACGCCGGCUUCUACCGGGCCGACCAGGGCGCCGGCGCGGCCGUCGGCAGCCCGGUCCCCGAGAGCAGCGGCGGCGAGGAGAGCGACAGCGGCUCCGACGUCAUCUUCCUGGUCUCCUCGGCCAAGGAGCCGCUGCUAUGCGGCUCGUUCCUGCCGGACGGCGUCGGGCACAUGAUGACGCCGGCGUCGCCGGCCACGGCGUCCUCGCCGGACGAAGGCGCCGCCGGCUGCUUCCUGCUGCCGGCGCCGGCCAGCUCGCUGAGCGCCGACAGCUCGUACUCGGAGGACUCGUCGGACAGCUCGGUGGACAUCCCGGCGCAGCACUCCCGGCCCGUCGUGCUGCUGUCCGACCUCGGCGCCGUCUACGGGAGCGGCGCCGGGUCGCCCAUCGACGUCUCCAGCGACGACAGCGAGGUGGUGGAGGUCUCCGUCACCAGCGGCAACCGGAGAGCCGACGGCUGGAGCAGGAGUCCUUCGUCCGGCGGGUCGGUCCGGCGCAGCUCCAGGGUCAGGAAGUCGCCGUCGGAGACGCCGCCGCUGCUGCUGUCCUGCAGCGGCGGCAGCAGCAGGGGGGGUGCGGCGCGGGAGAGCCUGACGCGGCGCGCCAAGCACAGCGCCGUGGGCAUCUACAACGAGAGCGGCGACUCGGACGACCUGAUGGAGUACGUGGCGCGGCUGUCCAGCUCGGACGACUCGCCGGCGCCGCCGAGGGCGAGCAGCGGCUCGGGGGACUCGGACAGGAAGUCGCCCCUGCGGGCGGCGCCGCCUCGCCGCUCGUUCAGACAGAACCCGCCCCCUCCAGCUCCCACGGCGGUGAAGCCCCGCGGGAGCCCCGUCCCGCCGGCGCCGCGGCCGCUCCAGGACACGGCUAAGAGGACGGCGGCGCGGCGGAGGAGGAAGCGGCGCCGCCCGGCCGGCCCUCCCGGCCCCCCGGGUCUGUUUCCUCCCGCCGAGCCCCAGUUCCAGCUCAAGUUCUCCUACGCUAAAGAGAAGAAGAAGAAGUCGGACGGCUUCGGCCCGUUUGUGCACGUGGAGCCGCGGCUCUGCCGGGUGGUGAACUACGAGGACGAGGCGGUGCCGGUCCGGGGCGCCGCGCCCGCCUCGGCGUCACUGCCGGGCUUCGUUCCCACCACGUCCUGCUUCCUGCUGGGCCGGCCCGGGUCCGGCGGCCCGGCGGCGCCGCAGUGCUGCCUGUGCCGGCAGGCGGCCAACGCCACGGGCCUGGGGGACCUGCACGGGCCGUACCGGCCCAGCCGGGCCCCCACUGCUGCGGCGCCGCACGGCCUCGCUAACGGCCGGCCGGGGAACUCCUCGGAGGACGACGGCGCCGCCGAGAACGGGUCGCCCGGGUCGCCGGCGGCGCCGUUGCGCCUGGACGAGUGCUGGGUCCACGAGGACUGCGGGAUCUGGUCCAACGGCGUGUUCCUGGUCCGGGGGAGGCUGUACGGCCUGGAGGAGGCGGCCCGGGUCGCCCAGGAGACGACGUGUUCAGCCUGCGGUCAGUCCGGGGCCAUCGUGGGAUGUUUCCAGAAGGGCUGCUGCAGGAAUUACCACUACGCCUGCGCCGUGCAGUCAGGCUGCAUCCUCAACGAAGACAACUUCUCCAUGAGGUGUCCAGAACACAAGAACAAACUCUUCACGACAACAACCAGGCGAUGCCGGAGAUGACGCUGAAGACGCGUGGGCGCCGUGGAGAACCUCCUGAGACCUCAUCAGGGUGGACGAGACCUGCAGGACUCCAGCUCCUCCGUCUGGUAGCGAUACUGAACACGAGGACCGGAGCAGGAAGCAGAUCUGCUGGUGAGACCUCGGCCGUCGGGAUCCAA